GGUACAAACAUCUCAUUUCCUAGAAUCAUGCUUAAACGACUUCUUCUCCUUCCUAUGGUAGUACUCCACUAUCUUCCUGUACUCCUACUCCUUCACCUUUCUCAGUGUCAAGUACAGUGUAGAUCCUCGCAAUACACUUACAGAAGCUUCAACACUUUCAACGGCGGAAAUACUGAAUUGAAUGCUGUCCAACACCCAAUAUACAUUUCCCGUAUAAUGUCGUCUUUGUCUGGAAAUCAAUUUACAGGACCAGGAAGUAACAUAAUAUAUGCUGGACCGACUGUUAUAAUGUCAAGAAGACGAGGCGAAGGAUUUAGAAGUCCAGGUUUGUCCCCGCAUUUUCAUGGAGAUACAAUGAUGUGCUUUAUUCCAAACCAGCAACAGAUGCUUAUACCUUGCUCCGCUGUCAGAGGAUAACUGUUACACCAGCAGCUGUUAGGACGUUGUCCCAAUAUAACAUUGUAAUGAAUACAAUUAAUAUCUGCAAAGACAUAUCUGAUCAACAAAUAAUAUGUUGAUCCUUUAAACAAUAAGUUGACAAUAUGUUGACAAUAUGUUGACAAUAUGUAGACAAUAUAUUGACAAUAUGUUGACAAUAUGUUGACAAUAUGUUGACAAUAUGUAGACAAUAUAUUGACAAUAUGUUAAUCCUCUAAACAAUAUAUUGACAAUAUGUUGACAAUAUGUAGACAAUAUAUUGACAAUAUGUCGAUCCUUUAAACAAUAUGUUGACAAUAUGUUGACAAUAUGUUGACAAUAUGUAGACAAUAUAUUGGCAGUAUGUUGAUCCUCUAAACAAUAUAUUGACAAUAUGUAGACAAUAUAUUGACAAUAUGUUGAUCCUCUAAACAAUAUAUUGACAAUAUGUUGACAAUAUGUUGACAAUAAGUAGACAAUAUGUUGACAAUAUGUAGACAAUAUGUUGACAAUAUGUUGAUCCUCUAAACUUAGAGUCUCACACAAAAAAUGAGACUUAAACCAAACUAAAUAAAUUCCGUAGAGUCGUCUUUAAAGUGUAACACUCUGAACUCCCUUUCAGGCUGAAAGGGACUGACAAAAGUCAUACCGAGGGAUUUUUAAAAUUCCACUCUAAUAUAUUCUAUUCUCUUUGGUUCAUGCUGUUUUGACGCCAAUAAUCAGUGACGUUAUAUAAGGAUUUUAAAUAUAUUGCUAAGAAAGACGA
Molecule: messenger RNA, 1183 nt
Organism: Eurytemora carolleeae
Lineage: Eukaryota; Metazoa; Arthropoda; Copepoda; Calanoida; Temoridae
Exons: 4
Coding region: 28-417 (129 amino acids)
Source: RefSeq, a predicted model, not a curated record